Molecule: messenger RNA, 2003 nt
Organism: Parnassius mnemosyne (clouded apollo)
Lineage: Eukaryota; Metazoa; Arthropoda; Insecta; Lepidoptera; Papilionidae
Source: the annotation of a GenBank genome assembly
AGUAUUCCCUUAGUUCUGCUUGAGGAAGGUUGUGGAUCGUGUUCGUAGUGUAGCUUAAUAAAAUCAACUGUAGUGAAGUGUUCGAUUGGUGCUUGUGAGUUGCCUAAUUAGUUUUGAACAUUCAAAAAUUAAACCAAGCACAUAAAAAUAUUAUCUGUAAUAUAUUAUUUUUUAGUUAUCUAUUGCACUAGUAAUUUUUUCGGCCCAGCGUUCUAAACUAUUUUAUGUCGAAAUAAUAAUUAAUCAUUAAAAUGAGUACGCAGACAGUAACCGAAGAUACGAUCACUGAGAUGAAAAAAUAUAAUUUUCACAAUCCACUUAAUGUUACGAUAGUUUUUGAUGAGUGUGAAGAAGAUAGCGAUUGCCAAGAGGUACAUGGCAUAGAAAAUUCUACUACAGACACAAAUAUGAAAGCAAGUAGCAAAAAUACUCAUUCAAAGGAAAAUGAAAAACUCAUAAAUUCUAUCAAGAAAUUAAAUAAUAGUAAUAAAAAAUUAAAAAAUGGAGUUAAUAAUAAUUAUAAAAGAAAAUCUAAACAUAAUAAAGGUUUAGAGAAAACUGGCAUUAUCGAAAAUCAUUCAUUAUUACAAAUCCAUAAUAAUAAUGAAAUGGAAUCUACAACAAUGCAUUUACUUAAUAAUCCAAGAUUAAACCAAUGUCAUACAUCCAAUCACCAAAAUAAUAUAGAAAUUAUGUUGAACUACGUAUCAAAAAACAUGAUUUCGAUUAUGGAAGCUUACACUAACUACUACAAAAUAUUUCACAAUUCUAUUGAUAAUCUUACUUCCGAAUACUCCGAUCGCUUAAGAACCAAUUAUUUACACAUCAAAUAUUCCUAUUUUAAUAAAUCUCAAUCAAUAUCUGAGUUGAUACUUUUACCUCAAGAAAAAAAUAAAUGUUUUAUCGAAAGCUUUUUGUUUAGGACAAUUCAGAUGGCUAAAGGAAGAAUGGAUAUCUCCUAUAAUAAUCUCAGAACUCUUUAUGUUGAUUUAUUAGAAUGGACUAAACAGAAGCAAAAACAUUCGCUUCGUUUAAUUAAAGAAAACCAAAAUAUAAAUAAUAUUCAUCCGCCUCUCAGGGUAAUUCCGCCUUCAAAAUCACUAUCGCAAAAUAUUUCAAAUCAUAUAAGAAGACCUGAAUGUGUAAGUCAAUCUAAAGAUGUUGAUAAAAUCGAAGUGUUUUCAUCUGGACCACCGGGAAAUGAGAUUACCAUAAGUGUUGAUCCAAAAAUUUUAACACAAAAAACUAAUCAUUUUCCUACACAACAGCGUACAACUUGCCUUACUGAAAUGCAAUCCAUAAAUCAUAAUGUACAAGCCAGUAUUCCGUCAGUAGAUAUAACGGGUUGUAAUACUCAAGCAAGUUGUAGUUACAAUAACACUCCAAUAAGGAAUAUACAAGAAAGGCGGAUCGAUGCUCAAAGAAUACUAGAAGAUCCAUGUGCCAAAUAUUCUAGUCAGCCACCAGUGAUUUAUCAAGAUAUUAUGCAAAGCGGGGUUAUGCAAAGAAUAUGUAAUGAGUAUGAAACAAGCAAACAAACAGAUUCACAAGAUGCCACUAGAUGUUCCAUAUCCAGAGAUAGCGGUUUUAUGAGUCCAACAACAUUUAACCUAUCAUCGGAACGAACGUACAAUCUAAUUCGGGAUCAAUACACGACGGAGACAACCUCUUUGACUGCGUCUAAUGAAAACAUAUUUAUGCCUAAUAAUACGAAUGCAACUCGUGGUUUAUGUCACAUUUGUGGAAAAAUAACAAAACUCAUGUGUGUGGGCUGUUACAAGUUAUACUAUUGUUCUGAAACUUGUCAGUCUGCCGAUUGGAACGUACAUAAAUUUGUAUGUCACAAAUAAUCGUGUGAUAGUUGACGUUUGGCCGUAAUAUUAAUAACAAGAUAUGAUAAUAAGUAAUACUGAUGAUUUGAAUAUUUUAUUAUUAUUGUAAUAAUUUUUUUAUGUUCCAUGCGUUGAAAUAAAAUAUUUGUCGUUUUAUACCUACCAUUUUAC